Molecule: messenger RNA, 3765 nt
Organism: Lepus europaeus (European hare)
Lineage: Eukaryota; Metazoa; Chordata; Mammalia; Lagomorpha; Leporidae
Gene: SLC31A1
Product: solute carrier family 31 member 1
Exons: 5
Coding region: 168-698 (176 amino acids)
Biological process (GO): copper ion transmembrane transport
Cellular component (GO): membrane
Molecular function (GO): copper ion transmembrane transporter activity
Source: RefSeq, a predicted model, not a curated record
UCCGCGGCCUCUGUGGCAGCGCUGGACACGUCGAGCCGGGCAGAAGUGGAGGGGGCUUGUGAGGAGUCGUGAGGGCUGACGGGUGAAGGUUCUGAGAAGGAAGCUUCGGUGGCGGGACUCGACCUGGGAAGAGACACUUUUGCUGCAUCCGAACUUUUCCUGGGAAAAUGAAUCAUUCCCACCAUAUGGGCCACAUGACCACCACAGCCUCACACUCCCAUGGCGGAGGAGACGGCAGCAUGAUGAUGAUGAUGCCUAUGACGUUCUACUUUGGCUUUAAGAAUGUGGAACUGUUGUUUUCUGGUUUGGUGAUCAAUACAGCUGGAGAAAUGGCUGGAGCUUUUGUGGCAGUGUUUCUACUAGCAAUGUUCUAUGAGGGACUCAAGAUAGCCCGAGAGAGCCUGCUACGGAAGUCACAAGUCAGCAUUCGCUACAAUUCCAUGCCUGUGCCAGGACCAAAUGGAACUAUCCUUAUGGAGACACAUAAAACUGUAGGGCAGCAGAUGCUAAGCUUUCCUCACCUCCUGCAAACAGUGCUGCAUAUCAUCCAGGUGGUCAUCAGCUACUUCCUCAUGCUCAUCUUCAUGACCUACAACGGGUACCUCUGUAUUGCCGUAGCAGCCGGGGCCGGGACAGGAUACUUCCUCUUCAGCUGGAAGAAAGCAGUGGUAGUGGACAUCACAGAGCAUUGUCAUUAACGUCAGACUCCAUGUGUGGCCUUAAUGAUUGCAGUGGGAAGCAGUUUGAGACUGGAAGACAUGAUUCCUGCUCCAAUCAUCUCUUCUUGCUCCUCUUUACACACACACACACACACUGCUCAACAGAGGUUUAGUUUACAGUCCCUGGGGUAAAGUGGUAAUCUCCUAAACUGUUUUUUUUUCCUACUAAGUUGAGAUUCCCAUUUUUCUUAAAGAGAAGCCACCCGAGAUGUCUUCUUCCUUGUCAUCCCAUUUAUAUGUUCUUGUCUAAUCUGGGUAGCUUUCUAUUCAAUGACUUGGUCAUCUGCUUCCUUGUUUUAUCUUCUUGGUUUCUUUUAGCAGACAGCAUAUGAAUUUGUUUUUUUGUUUUGUUUUGUUUUGUUUUUCCCUGAGUCAGUGAUGGAAAGGGUUUGACUUUGAGCAGGAUUAAUGGCAGCUGAGGGAAAUUCUUGUCCAACUACACCCGGAACUCAAACUUAACAUUAGAAAAUGAGUUCUAGUCUUUGGACUCAAUAAGUGGGAAAUACCCUGUGCCUUUCUCCAGGUGUGAUGUGUUGCACCAAAACCUUUGUAGUGUGCAGAGGGGUGGUUGAGGCUAAUUCCAGGGCUUGCAAAAUGUGUAUUCUUGAGUUGCUAACUCAUCAAUUUUAUGUUCCCACUUACCAUUUUGAUUAGGAUGAAUUUGCUAAUCCAAAAAAAAAAAAAAAAAGACAAUCAAUUUGAGAGAAUAGAAAUAGAUAUUUUAAAAUAAAACUGUAAAGCCAUUGGCAUUUUACUUUGACUUAGUACCUUGGUUUGUCUCAGCUGAAUGAAGCAAGAGUUUGAAAUUUUUCCCAUUACUGUUUUCAUGUGUCUGUCUCCAAACCAGUGAUUUUCAAACUUGAGCAUGCAUCAGAACUAGCAGCUGACACACUAAUCCCAGAGCCCCAAAACUGGCAUUUCUGGGUUCCUGAUUAUUGUUCCAAUGGAUGGUCAAGGGGGCCCACACUUUAAGAAUCUCUGCUUUAAAUUAAGGAAGCAUCACCUGGUAUUGGGCAUGGAAAUUUGAAUUGCCGAUGGGUAGGUUGUACAUCUGGGCAUAAUUCACGUCAUAAAUGCUGCUGGUCAAUACUUAAGCAUUCCAAAAACUUUUAUGCAGCUCCAUCUGUGUACACCUAUACCUGUACCUUUGCACAUUUGCAGGAAGGGCUGCAGCCAAAGUACUCUGAUCAGCAUGGCUGAAAUCACUACUUCUUAAAGAGCUGUGGUUUCUUGGAAGGAGUUUGAAGGUUGAGAGAAACCUUUGAUCUGCAGUGUAAGUCAGCCAGCCUGGGCCAGAAGAGCCAAAGCUCAGCUUUCUCUUUGGAGAAACUUAGGGUGCGGUCCACUGAUGGCCAGAUUUGUGUCAGUCCCCAGCAUCCACGCCCACGCCAAGCAGAUCCUCAUCCUCUGAAACACCAUCUUUGUCACUCUUGGGGGCGUAAUUAGAUCACAAGUGGCUAGAAAUCUCUUUUCUAAGUGAAGAAUCCCAUUGGAUGUUUAUUGUUAGUCUCUACUGCAGCCUUGUUUCAGUCCAAACUACCUCGGUACAGCGAAUCUUCCGUGCUGGUCUGCUCAACUCUGCCCUCCUCGGAGCCAGACACAGCCGUGCCUCGGGCAGAGCUGUCCUGUUGGCUUGUGUUCUGGUUUUGAAGUUUGUACUUUCUCUGUGGAUGCCAGUUAAAUAUUGGAGAGUGAGGAAUGUGUACUUCUAUGGCUUUGAACCAAGAGAGGGUGAUGAGCCUACUAGAUCGAGGUUAAAAUCCAAGAACCAACAUUUUAGAGCUUUGUGCUUUUCUCUCAUUUCAUCCGCUUGAAGCCCUGGUAACUUAGCAUGGGCAAAGUGAAUUCCGGGUACUGACAACAAGAGUCCAGCACUAAAGGUGCAAAUAGCCCAUGGCUGUCUUGGAAGCCAAGAAAUCAUAAAACCAUGAGAACCAAGUAAGAAUCAAGGUUUAGUAGUGACUGUGGUGCUCUCUAGACAUCUCAGCAUGAGCUGCUAUAAAAUACCUUCCCAGUACUGGGACCUUAUCAGUAAGGUAAGAAAAACCAUUAUACAUCUGAAACUAACAGAAAAAAACCUCUUCAGGAUAGAGAUAAUCUCCUGGAAAACCUGACUUUUAGAGAUUCAGGGUUGCCAAAGGAUGAAGCUGGUGAAGGAGAAAAAAGUUUAAAUUCUUUCCGUCUUUCCUGAGCUGUGGGAUUGUCAUAAUAUAAUGACCUUGUCUCGUUGACUUUCAUUUCUGAACUCCUGUUCAUUUGGAAUUUGAUGCCUGAUGUCUUUGUUCACUUUGGACCUAAACUUCUCUUUUCCUCCUUCCCUGUGCACAGCUGUUAGGAGACUGUACCCUCCCCUCUUUGGCCUCCUAUUCUGCUCUCCUUUUCCCUUCCUGACUGCCAGUCUUUUAUCCCCAUCGUCUAGUUUGUUCAAUCUCCCUAGCCCUCCUGAUGCAGUGGGCAUUGCCAUUUGUAGAUGUAAAUACCAGAAGUUGGUAUUUAGAAACCUGUUAGAGACCUUAAGCAUGCCUCAAGAAACAGCUGCCCACUGGGAUUUCUGUAAGUCUGGGGAAAGGUACCUCGUACCCUCCUCAGAGUUACAGACUUAGGUGCUGUCUCCAGUGUAUGAUGGAGGAACACUCAACACCCUCAUUGCCCACAAACGGGGAGCCCUCACUCUGUCCAUCAGGGGAUUAGGAAGUGUCCUCACUACUUCUGUAGUAGGGUUGUCCAGAAUUCCCUUUCAGGCUGUGGGUACUGGUCUUGGGUUCUAAUCACAGGAGAUUCCUUGCAAAGGAGCUGGAGGAAAGAGGGCAUGGGGUACAGUUUCAUGUCAUUUAAUUUUCAUCCUGCCCUCCUCAGCUGCUUCUUCAAAAGAUACAACUAAAGAUAUACAGUCUUUGUUUAAUAUAAUGCCUUAAUCACUGGGUCUACAAUUAAUGUUGACUGUUUUAGAUUGUAAGCUCCUGGAGAGCAGUAUGGCUGUAGUCAGAAUGUCUUAACAGUGUCACGUGCAAAAGAACAAAAUAAAUAUUUUGAUUUUGUGAUUGUA